AUGCAAGUUCACAUAGCUCCAUCAAUUCUUUCGGCAGAUUUUGCUACUCUUGCACAAGAUUGCAAAGUUGUUACAGAUGCUGGUGCUGACUGGAUACACGUUGAUGUUAUGGACAAUCACUUCGUUCCAAAUUUAACUAUCGGUGCACCUGUCGUUGCUUCACUUCGUAAGCACACAACAAGUUUUCUUGAUGUACACCUUAUGGUCGAGUAUCCAGAACAGUAUAUUGAGCCAAUGGCCAAAGCCGGUGCUGACCAAUUUACUUUCCACAUUGAGGCUACAAAGGAUGCAUCUGCUCUCAUCGAUGCUAUUCAUGCUAAAAAAAUGAAAGCCGGUAUUUCCGUUAAGCCAAAGACCCCUAUUGAGUCAAUUUAUCCAUAUCUUGAUAAGGUUGAUAUGAUUCUUGUUAUGACAGUAGAGCCAGGCUUUGGUGGUCAGUCCUUCAUGGCAGAUAUGAUGCCAAAGGUCUCUGCCUUGCGUAAGAAAUGCCCACAACUCGAUAUCGAAGUUGACGGAGGCCUUUCUCCAAAGACAAUCGAAACAGCCGCUGCCGCUGGUGCUAACUGCAUCGUUGCAGGCAGUGCCGUCUUCGGAGCUAAAGAUAUCCCAUUGGUUAUCAAGCAGCUUCGCGAGCCAGUCGAGAAAUACAUCGCCGAAAAGUGGGCAAAUCUUCAAUAA
Trichomonas vaginalis G3 is the source of this 678-nucleotide messenger RNA. Its product is annotated as ribulose-phosphate 3-epimerase protein. Gene Ontology annotation, cellular component: cytosol. Lineage: Eukaryota; Parabasalia; Trichomonadida; Trichomonadidae. Gene Ontology annotation, biological process: pentose-phosphate shunt, non-oxidative branch; carbohydrate metabolic process; pentose-phosphate shunt. Gene Ontology annotation, molecular function: metal ion binding; D-ribulose-phosphate 3-epimerase activity. The record is from RefSeq and is a predicted model, not a curated record. The transcript has a single exon. Bases 1 to 678 code for a protein of 225 amino acids.